Necator americanus (New World hookworm) is the source of this 1506-nucleotide messenger RNA. RefSeq lists its product as uncharacterized. Gene Ontology annotation, cellular component: nucleus; cytoplasm. Gene Ontology annotation, molecular function: mRNA binding. NCBI's taxonomy places the organism in Eukaryota, Metazoa, Nematoda, Chromadorea, Rhabditida, Ancylostomatidae. The coding region runs from base 1 to 1506 and encodes 501 amino acids. The record is from RefSeq and is a predicted model, not a curated record. The transcript has 12 exons. Gene Ontology annotation, biological process: regulation of RNA metabolic process; regulation of gene expression.
AUGAAAUCGGAUACUCUUUACACACGUGGGCAGCAGCAGCAGCAGCGGAAAGCGAAAGCGAAACAGCUUCGACUGCACACCGACCAGGUAAGAAGUAUCAACUAUCCGUCCGCCGCCGCCGCCGUGACUCCGCCGCCACGCUUUUCCUUCCCUCCUUUCCCUCUGGAAUUCAUCACUCGCGACGUUUCGGUCAUAUCCAUAGGCCGGUAUGGUUCUUCUUCUUCCGGUUCUCGCGCCCUUGUUUCACGCAUUUGCUCCGCAAAUACACCACCACCACCCGAAUUGAAAAAAAAAGUGCUCCAGAAACUUUGGAACUGUCCUAUCACUGAUCUACGGAAACGAUCACAUCGACAUUAUAACGGAUUCACGAUGGAUCCUUUGCUGAACGGGUCAUAUGUACAUUACGGUAUGGGAUUGCCCACCUCAGCGUACGCAAACGGUUCGAUGUCGACGAAAGCUUACAAUGGUAACGCUUCGGAUCACUCAGCUGAUCCGUCCUCAUCGAGUUCACCUGGUGCGGCGCCAAAUAUGAAUAUUCUGCUCACAAUUCGACUACUCAUGCAGGGAAAAGAAGUUGGAAGUAUAAUCGGUAAACGUGGGGAUCAAAUUAAACGGAUUCGAGAAGAUUCGGGCGCAAAAAUCAAUAUUUCCGAUGGUUCAUGUCCGGAACGAAUAGUUACUAUUACCGGGAGUUUAUCGACGAUCAAUAAAGCAUUUGCGAUGAUCUCGAAUAAAUUUGAAGAGGAUAUGCGAGCUUUGCCGAAUUCGGUACCAAAACCACCAAUCACAAUGCGACUAAUCGUACCGGCUACUCAAUGUGGUUCACUUAUAGGAAAAAGCGGUUCAAAAAUUAAGGAGAUUCGAGAGGCAACAGGUGCAUCGAUUCAAGUAGCAUCCGAAAUGUUGCCACAAUCGACGGAACGAGCUGUUACCGUAUCCGGUACGGCGGACGCUAUAAAUCUAUGUAUGGGACAAGUAUGUCAAAUACUACUAGAGGCUCCACCUAAAGGCGCCACGUUACCGUAUCGACCGAAGCCGACCUUUAACUCGUUGUUAGUUGCGAGUUCGGCGGCCGCUGCUGCCGCAGCACAACAGCAGCAGUUGGCCGCUCUGUUACAACCGGGUUUGUUGCAACAAGCACAACUCGCUCAACUUUUACCACCUGAGCUGGCUCGUGGUGUUCCAGCGUCGGCGCAAUAUGGGCCGGCAUCCGCCUUCCUUCCCGCUCCUACCCUCAAUCCCCAAGUGUUCGGCGGGUUGAUCCUCGCCGGAGCCGGCGGAUAUCCAACUCAACCGGGCGCCGCCGCUGUGAGCGCUGGCAUGCCUGAUCCCUCUAAAGCAGCAGCAAUGACCGGAUUUUGGAGUGAAGAUCGACAAUUGGAACUGAUCAAUCAAUAUGCGGCACUCAACAGCAGUGUGUUGCUGGGUGCACCGCUGCUGAAGGGUGCCAACUCACCGGCUGGUCCCGCCCACAAGGCAAGUGGCGCACGGUUCACACCCUACUAA